GCCGUUCUCACUCUCGGCUAUGGCGGAGGCCUCGGUUGGGAGGCAAAGCCCAAGGAUCGUGCCUUAUCCUGCACAUAACUUAUGUUCUGGGCGAUCCAAUCUUCAUACCACGGCAGUGGUGUCUAUGGGCUCAGCUGACCACCGAUUCAACCUGGCUGAGAUCCUGUCCCAGAACUACGGAGUACAGGAAAAGGCGGAGGAGGCCGACGAGGAACCAGACCACGCAGAAGAGAAAGCGAAGCCUUUGGAAGAGAUAGAGAAGAGUUUCAAUGCCGCCCAGAAUAGUGAAAUGCCCUUUGAAGAGCUCCUGGCACUGUAUGGCUAUGAGGCUUCUGACGCCAUCUCUGAGCAGGGGAGUGAGAGCAACGAUGCUACGCCCAACCUUCCAGACAUGACCCUGGAUAAGGAGCAGAUAGCAAAGGAUCUACUUUCCGGAGAAGAAGAGGAGGAGACGCAGUCCUCGGCCGAUGACCUGACACCUUCGGUCACUUCUCACGAUGCAUCAGACCUUUUUCCCAAUCAGACCAGCUCUAAUUUUGUGGCAGAUGGAGACAAGGCUCCUUGUUCCUCCCCUUGUGCUUCCUUCUCCGCUGAAGACUCGGAAGAAGAUUCCAUCGCUGCUAAUGACUGCAAGAAGGAGAUCAUGGUGGGACCUCAGUAUCAAGCCGUUGUCCCUCUCUUGCACUUGAACAGGCAGGGGGAAAAAGUCUAUGAAAAUGAUGACCAGUUGCUGUGGGACCCAAACAUCCUUCCGGAGAGGGAGGUGGAGGAAUUCCUCUUCCGAGCCAUCAAGAGGAGGUGGGAUGAGGUCUCCAACGCCAGGCUUCCUGAAGGAGAGAUGGUGAAGGAUAACGAACAAGCGCUCUACGAAUUGGUGAAAUGUAACUUCAACGCAGAAGAAGCUUUACGGCGACUCCGGUUCAACGUGAAGGUCAUUCGAGAUGAGCUCUGCGCCUGGAGUGAAGAAGAAUGCAGGAACUUUGAACAUGGAUUCCGGGUGCAUGGAAAAAACUUCCACCUCAUUCAAGCCAACAAGGUCCGGACUCGGUCGGUGGGCGAGUGCGUGGAAUACUAUUACAUAUGGAAGAAAUUGGAGCGGUACGACUACUUCACCCAACAGACGCGGUUCGGAAGGAAGAAGGAUUACGUGGAUAACUUCUUAGAUGGCGGGGAAGUGGAAAGCGCCAGCCGCGCGCGAAGCUCUCCGCCCAUCGCGUCGGCCACCGGCUGCCUGGACUCCUGUUUCAACCCGGAUCAUUUAACAAUGGAGACCGCAGAGCCGUUGAGCAUCGAAAGCGCAGCCUGCAGUCUCGGCAGCACCAGCGAAUCCGGGCACGGCUACGAGUGCAGCACGCCUUCGGAAACAAACUGUUCCUUCGACCCCCCCGAGGAGGUGCCCCCCGCCAGCCGUGUCCCGCCGUACCUUCAGCACCCACCAAACCCCUCCGAAGCCGGAUUCUACCAGAUGGCUGCGACGGACAAGCAGGAGGAGCCCUUGCGUUGCUCGGGAGACGUCGUCCCCGUGGACUUCGCCCCACUCCCCGAGAGCGUCACGGAAAGAUUACCUUUAAUUUCCAGCCACGCGGGACUGGAGGGCGAUCCAGAGACGUUGGUGGCCCCCGCGCAAGUGUCCUUAGCUGUCCCUGAUUUCAGCCUCCUGGGUCUUGGAGAAGUCGAUAGCCUCCUGACCACACCGCAAUCCUGUCCGGCGCCCGUGGCCCAUUCAGACUCAGUGUCUCAGUGACAGUGGCCACCGAGAGGUCCACGGUAGGCCAG
Molecule: messenger RNA, 1776 nt
Organism: Notechis scutatus (mainland tiger snake)
Lineage: Eukaryota; Metazoa; Chordata; Lepidosauria; Squamata; Elapidae
Gene: MIER2
Product: MIER family member 2
Biological process (GO): negative regulation of transcription by RNA polymerase II
Cellular component (GO): nucleoplasm
Molecular function (GO): transcription corepressor activity; histone deacetylase binding
Source: RefSeq, a predicted model, not a curated record